Messenger RNA from Geodia barretti, 1491 nucleotides. The record is from the annotation of a GenBank genome assembly. Lineage: Eukaryota; Metazoa; Porifera; Demospongiae; Tetractinellida; Geodiidae.
AUGGAGAAUGCCGCUGCGUCCGGGCAGUUCGAGGUCAAGAUCGGAGAUUUUAGCCUGCAACUCGCUCUGGAGGUUGAUUCGGGACGCAUUCUGGUGCUUUUUGGGCCAUCAGGAGCCGGUAAGUCCACCGCGCUCCGCACCAUGGCCGGGCUGGUGCGCCCGGAAGCAGGGUGGAUCACGAUUGCCGGCCACACUGUUUACAGCGACGGGAGCGGACCUGGAGGGCAGUCGAUCUGGGUGCCUCCGCACCGCCGGUCGUUGGGCUACGUUACGCAGGAAAACCAUGUAUUUCCCCACCUCACGGUCAGCCAAAAUAUCGGCUACGGGCUGAAAGACCGGAAAAGCUCCGCCGCGCGUCAUCGGGUGGGCGCGUUGAUUGAUGCGCUACAUCUGGAUGGCCUGGCGGAACGACGCGCCUGGCAAUUGUCCGGCGGCCAGCAGCAACGAACGGCGUUGGCUCGGGCCCUGGCUCCGGAGCCGGCGUUACUGCUGCUGGACGAGCCGUUCGCGUCUCUGGACAUGGAGCUGCGCCGCGAGUUAGGCGCCGAGUUACGAAACACCAUCCGCAGGUUGAGCGUUCCUGCCAUCCUGGUUACACACAGCCGGGAAGAAGCGCUGGGCCUUGGGGAUACCGUCCAGAUCAUCGACGACGGGAAAACGGUCGCUGUGGGCCAACCGCUUUCGAUGUUGGAACAGCCGGGACAGGGGCGGGUCGCCCGUUUGGUGGGGGUGGAAAAUCUUUUGGAAAUGGAGGUUGUGGAGCGUUUGCCGCAGGACGGAACGAUGGUUUGCGCCGCAGGCGGCGGAUCUCUGGAAACACCGUUGGCAGAUGGGUUGGCGGUCGGCGAUGCAGUAACGGUUGGAAUUCGGGCAUCGGACAUCAUCCUGGCGUCCGGGCCGUUGCCCCAAUCAUCGGCACGCAACACCUGGUCCGGAGUCGUAACCGAUGUGCAGAUGCGCCCGCCCGGGUAUCAGGUAACGCUGGAGUGCGAAGGAAUCCAGCUGCGUUGCCACAUUACCGGCGCUUCACUGGAAGCGAUGAACAUACAGGCAGGAAUGGCGCUGUGGGCGAUCUUCAAGGCGUCUUCCUGUUUCUUUGUUGAGCAGUUCGACCGGUUCGGACGCAUCGACGUCACCAGUAUAAUUGGCGAGAGAGAGCCACGGAAUUAUCCAACUGACAGCCACGAGGAGCAACCUGAUAUGCCGGGUUACAAGGGGAUUUUGUUCGACAUGGACGGCGUGCUGGUCGACAGCGAGCCGCUAUUUCACAAGGCAGUGAACAUGAUGGUGGAGCGCUGCGGGGCGGCUCCCAUAACGGAAGAAGAGAACAAUCGGUAUCUGUUGGGCUCCACCGUUGAGGAGACGUGGGUACGCGUCAAAGAAUUGCGGAGCAUCCCUCAAUCCCCGCGGGAGCUCCUGGCCGGUUACAACGAGGUGGUGAAAGAAGUGUUACGCACCGAUUUGACCCGCGGCCGGGUGUUCGCGAGCUGA